UCCGGGAUGGAUGCCGGCUUGGAAGUGUUGAAUGGCUGCUGAUUGCAGUCGCUGCGUACGGAGAAUUGAGAGUAACUAUACUAACUGGCGCUAGCAGCGCAACUGCGUCAGCUUGUUCUACCAGCGCUGGAUCGCUUGUAUAGUUUCUCUUAAUGGCAGCCGGGACCGCUGCCUAGACUCUCUGCCUAAACUCUCUGCCUUUGCCAAGAGCAGUUUAAUACCUGGGCAGUAAUUCUACCUGCUCUCUUUACUGUGCCUGCCCUAGUCUCUUCCCUGUACCCAAACUCUCUCUCCGAUCUCUGACUGUACCCUCCUUCUCUUCUUCCUCAUACCUCUGCCCACCCCCUCCUUGCCCGCCUGACUGCCCAUUCCCCCCCCCCAUUACUGACUGUACCCUCCCCAUCACUGCCCCCUUACACUAAACGCCUAUCCCUUCCCCUCAUCCCUAGCUGCACUCUCUUCCCCCUGUUCUGAAUCAAUUCCUAGAAUUUGCCUUUUUUUUACCCCUCAUGAUUGUACCCUUCCCUGCUGCCCCCUCAUUCUCAUCAUUGACUGUAACUCCUUCUCUCUGUAGCCAGUCCCACCAUUCAUCAUUUGUCUCUCCUCCAUAACUUACUGUACUCUAUAUGAUCACUAACUGCCUCCUACCCUGACCUUCAUUCCUUCCUGUAUAUAGAAUUUCCUUAGCUUUGGGAUUACUGUAUCCCAUGAUUCCCAUCUCUCAUCCUUAGUUGUACAUGCCAUCCCUUUAUCAUUAAACAUUCUCUCAUUACCUGCUGUACCCUCUCCCCUUGUUCCUUAUGACUCCCCAAAAGAACUGGCUUUCACAAUCUUGCAUUUGCUGCUAGAAAAUAUUCAGCCCAUUGACUGUACAAUAUCAGAAAAUGCCAGAAAACAAAUGAUUUACUCCUCCCUCCCCACCCAGGCAGAUAUAGGUAAUGUUUCUGUAGCUCACCCUAAAGUGUGUCUCUGAAUACCAAUGUCUGGGCCCAUGGCCUUAGAUUUAGGCAGAGGUCGGCAGACCCCGGUCAGCUGUUCCAGCUCUUGGCUGUGUAAUGAAGAACUGGGCGCCAUUUUGCGUGUUUCGUUGUCGGACAUUCCUUUUGGGGAAGAUGAGAAUCCCACAAGGGAGGAGUGUGUGCUUCUAGAAGCACCGGCAUCAGAAACAGGCGGCCCCUGUGAGCUGGUUUUGUGCUGCUCGGCUCAAGGGACAGAGCGAAUUCGGAGUCUUACCAUCUGCAGCCAAGCGCGCACCAUAGAAGUUUACAGCGUAUCGCAGGAAGGGCAAGAUGGGGAAUAUUUAGGGACACACAGAGCAAGUAAAACAUACACGGUUGCAGGUUCUGGAGAGGAUGGUGCUAUAACUUUAUAUGAGACUCAUCUACAGUUGGAUUUCCCUGUACCUUCUUGCAAAGUCAAGCUGCUCUCCCUGUCUGGAAGGCAAUGUGUGCUCCUCUGCAGGAUUUCAGUACAGAUUUCAUCAGUCCCUGAAAGUUGCUCCCAGGCAGCUUCUUUUUUGGGUCCUGCUAUUGACUUGGACCGAGUACAGAGUAUGAUGGACAGCAUGGGUGGGAAGCUUUCCCCUGGCGCAGAGCAGCUGAUGGGUAUGGUGCGUGCUCAGCAGAAGCACCAGAGUCCAUUUGGCGCACACUUUCUGCAGAUGUUGAGCGGCUAUGAACAAGGUGCGGGGAGAAAUACAAAGGGUGCCGAGCCCAAGCUUUCCAACUUGGUACAUAGUCAGUUGCCCAGUACUAGUACGGAAAUCACGCAUACUCAAAUCCCAGAACUUCCAGUGCUUCAAGAACACAGAGCCCCAAAAAAGUUGGGGCUCCCAGCCUGCGAUGUUACAUCAGCAGUGUCCUCACUCCUGCAGAAUCCAUUGAGCGGCUUAGGUGGGACAAGCCAUGAGUCUUUGAUGCCACUUUUGCACAGCUUGUGUUUAGACAAAAACCUUCAUACAUCUAAGCAACGUGAAGACAAAGAGGAGCCCUGUGUGCCAGCUAGGGGUGAGAAGAGCGAGAGCAACAUAGAGAAAAUGGUUUCUGUACGCAUGGAGCAAAUGGAGAGGACUCUUUUGGACCAUAUUGAUAAAAAAAUGAAAAGCCUGCAGGAUCAUUUGGAUGCUAGACUUGAUCUUUUAAUGAACGUUGUACAGAGUAAAUGUAUCCCCUCUGUUUCAUACCUUGGAAGCUUGGGAGAUACGCUUCCCAAUGGCCAACCAGAAUACAAUGGAAAAGGGAAUUGUACCUGCAAUGGUAUCUGUGAUCACAUAUCUGACAUUUCUGGUGUUUCAUAGGAAUAAAUCUGGGCUUUCUCUUGCCAUCUCUUUGCUCAAUGUGAGGGGGCCACCUGUGCAUAAGUAGCCCAUGUAACUGAGGGCUUCACCUAGAAGGCAACACAAGUGAUGGGUAUAAUGUUCAGAAAGGAUCAUACACGUUAUAUAGUUAGUGGCAUGUUUCUAACAAAAGUCUUCACUGUUAAUUAUGAAAAGACAUGCAGUGACAAUAUGAUCUUAUUUAGCCACUCCAUGAACAUGGCACUGUGUGUGUGUAGGGCACGAGCCUGACAUGCUUAAAGUAUUAAAUACAAGGUAGCCUACACGACUCUGCUACUACAAAUGCAGGGAGUGAAAAGAACAGACCUAAUUCUAAUGUACUGUGUACUUGGUUUUCUGAAAGAUGGUUUCUUGUAUGGUAAUACGAAACUGUAAUUUUGUCUGGAUUAACACAAAGACAUUAUUCUGAUGUCUGUGUAAAAUAUGCAUACUGAAACUCAUUUGCAAUGAGCAGUUCAUUAAAGGGGAUAUACUGUGUAAGAAA
This is a messenger RNA of Xenopus tropicalis (tropical clawed frog), 2819 nucleotides long. RefSeq names its product chromosome 7 C10orf88 homolog (gene c7h10orf88). The coding region runs from base 980 to 2296 and encodes 438 amino acids. The record is from RefSeq and is a predicted model, not a curated record. NCBI's taxonomy places the organism in Eukaryota, Metazoa, Chordata, Amphibia, Anura, Pipidae. The transcript has 5 exons.